AUGUCUUUUAGUGUACGUUUACCUUUAGCCAAGGCUGUUUUUGAUCAAUUUAUUGGCCUUAAGCCACAUCCAUCUUUCUGUCAGGCAACAUACAUAUGGAUUGAUGGAACAGGUGAAACUAUGCGCUCAAAAACUCGUACCAUUACUAAUGUACCAAAAAGUAUUAAUGAUUUUCCACUGUGGAAUUUUGAUGGUUCAUCAACUGGACAGGCUCGUUCAGGUGAAAAUUCUGAUACAUAUCUGAAACCGGUUGCACAUUAUCCUGAUCCAUUUCUUGGUGGUAAUAAUAAACUUGUCUUAUGUGAAACAUAUGAUCAUGCUAUGAAACCAACCGCUACUAAUCAUCGUAAUUUUUGCAAUGAAAUUAUGGAGAAAUGUAAAAGUGAGAAAAUAUGGUUUGGUAUGGAACAGGAAUACUUACUUUUGGAUAGAGAUGGUCAUCCGUUAGGAUGGCCAAAACAUGGUUUUCCGGAACCGCAAGGUAAGUAUUAUUGCGGUGUUGGAGCAGAUAAAGUAUAUGGACGAGAAUUGGUUGAUGCGCACUAUCGGGCUUGUUUACAUACUGGCUUACAACUUUUUGGCAUAAAUGCAGAAGUAACACCUGGCCAAUGGGAAUUUCAAUUAGGUACCUGUGAAGGUAUUUCUAUGGGUGAUCAACUAUGGCUAGCACGUUAUUUACUUUAUCGAAUUGCUGAAAUAUAUGGCGUUUUGGUUACAUUUGAUCCGAAACCAGCAAUAACACAUGGUGAUUGGAAUGGCGCUGGUUGUCAUUGUAAUUUUUCAACUGAAAAAAUGCGCUCAGAUGGUGGCAUUAAAUAUGUUGAAGAAGCAAUUAAAAAACUUGAAAAGAAGCAUAAAGAGCAUAUAGCAGUAUAUGAUCCACAUGGUGGCAUGGAUAAUGUACGUCGUUUGACAGGUAAACAUGAAACAUCGAACAUUGAUCAGUUUUCAUGGGGUAUUGCUAAUCGAGCAGCUUCAGUUCGUAUACCGAGAGCUGUAGCAAAAGAUAAAAAGGGUUUCCUGGAAGAUAGACGUCCAUCAUCAAACUGUGAUCCAUACGCUGUCACCGGAAUGUUAACAAAAACAAUUCUACUUGAUUAA
This is a messenger RNA of Brugia malayi, 1101 nucleotides long. RefSeq names its product glutamine synthetase, putative. Gene Ontology annotation, molecular function: glutamine synthetase activity. The transcript is spliced from 9 exons. NCBI's taxonomy places the organism in Eukaryota, Metazoa, Nematoda, Chromadorea, Rhabditida, Onchocercidae. Bases 1 to 1101 code for a protein of 366 amino acids. The record is from RefSeq and is a predicted model, not a curated record. Gene Ontology annotation, cellular component: cytoplasm.